Molecule: messenger RNA, 1892 nt
Organism: Colletotrichum navitas
Lineage: Eukaryota; Fungi; Ascomycota; Sordariomycetes; Glomerellales; Glomerellaceae
Product: C2 domain-containing protein
Exons: 4
Coding region: 297-1730 (477 amino acids)
Cellular component (GO): extrinsic component of cytoplasmic side of plasma membrane; endoplasmic reticulum membrane
Molecular function (GO): phosphatidylcholine binding; calcium-dependent phospholipid binding; phosphatidylinositol binding
Source: RefSeq, a predicted model, not a curated record
CUAAUGGGUGACGUCAACCCACUUUCAUGUCAACAUGCCAAGGAAGACGAUUACAGGGCCACGACGAAGUCUGGGCAUCAAAAGCGCGCACCUGUCGUCCACCCUUUGCAGAUAUUGGGCUCUUACUUUGGGUGUUUGCAAGCUCCCCCUGAUAGACCCACGUCUGCAGCAAACCGGCCCACUAUUGUUGCACCUCGACUGAUAUAUCAACAUCGUUUCUUGAAGCUUCGUGUCGAGUCUUCGCUUCACCUUGCUUCAUUCUCUUCGUGGACGACCAAGCUGAAACUUCGAUCAUCAUGGCAGGACUCGUCGACAAACUGACUGCUUCCGGCGGCAGCGAAUCCGCAGGGUUCCUUAACGAUAUCAUCGAGCAGCUAUGGCCCAACAUCAACGUCGCCGGGUGCAAGAUGGUGAAGGACAUUGUUGAACCCAUGUUCGCCACCAUGCUCCCAGGCCCUCUGGCUUCCCUCAAGUUUGUGAAGCUCGAUCUUGGCCCUGUUCCCAUGCGCGUAUCCGAGGUAGAUGUCCACAAGGUCGACAACGGUGGCAUCAAGCUCGACAUGGAUGUGAAUUGGGAGGGAAAGAGCGACAUUGAGCUCGAUGGAAAUAUGGUUCCGAAACUUGGUAUUGGACAUGUUAGUCUGAAGGGCAGACUCUCAAUCUUGCUAGCUCCCUUGACCAACGUCAUUCCUCUGAUCGGUGCUGCACAAGUCGCCUUUAUCAACCCCCCUGAGCUGAAGCUCGACUUCACCGACGCGGCCAACAUCGCCGACUGGGUCCUGGUUGACAAGGCCGUCCGCAAGGUCAUCAUAAGCAUCGUCUCUUCCAUGGCGGUCUUGCCCAACCGCUACCUCGUCAAGCUCGACAACAACAACGACUACUUCAGGACCUACCUCCCCCAGCUGGGUGCUCUGCGACUGACCAUCGAGAGAGCGGUAGGCAUCAGUGGGCCCAAGAAGAGCGGCGCCAAGAGGCUUCUGGCCAAGAUUGUGAAGGACAUACCCGAUUGCUACUGCAAGGUCAAUGUCGGCGCGGAGGAGGAAUGGCGUACGACGAUCAAGAAGAACGACCACGACCCGGAGUGGAACGAGACGCACGACUUCCUCGUCGCGGACUACGACCAGAAGAUCUUCAUCGACGUCCAGGACGACGAUCUCGGCGGGGAUGACGACAUUGGCGUCGCCACCACCACCGUCAAGGACAUUCUGCUCAACGGCGGUUCUCAGGAGUUGGCCCUCACUCAUGAGGGACAGCCCACCGACGCCAAGGUCGUCGUGCACGCCAAGUUCUUCGACUUUGUCGAUGAUGCCGGCGCCAUCACCUCCACGCAGAGCCAGAACGAGGGGCAGAUCGUCGGUAUCGCCACGGUUCUUAUCGCCAGCGCUCUCGGGCUCCAGGGCCAGCGCGACGAGCUUAACCCCAGCAUCAAGGUGACUUGGGGCGCCAAGGAGUUCCGCACCGCGGCCAAGUCCUACAGUCCCGGGACCGACAUCUUCAACCCGUCUUUCGACCAGGCGUUCCGAAUCCCCGUGACGGCAGAUCUGAUCGCCAACCCGGCAAACUUCAAGAUCUCCCUUAUGAACAAGACCAGCGAAACCGGAUCUGUUGAGAUCCCCUUCCAAGACGUGCUGCAGGCCCCCGGCCUGGUCAGAGAGGAUAGUUUCGACGUUGGCUCCGGCGCUACAGUCAGAGCCAGCAUCUCUCUCCGCGGGUUGCAGUCGGCUCACUGAACAAGCUGGUAGUGCCGACCGUCGUUAGGUUCUGGUCUUCAUGUAACAUUAUACGAUUAUAUCUGAUUGAAUGAGAUUUGUCAGCUACUCGAGUAAAUGUGUGUUUAUCGUGUCCCAAACAGCUCAGACAAUGUUGGUUUUCAAGAAUGAAGUCAAUACUAU